AUUCCUUUCGUUCUCUUUCAUUGCUCAGAUUGCGGAACUCAAAGUCUGGUGCAAAGCUAGCUUUAUCCUUUUUCUUUAAUUUACGAGGUAAGUUUUGUAGUUCUCAACCUUUCAAUCACACACUACUACUGAUUAACUGAUGUUUUUUACUUAAUCGUGCUGUAGUUAAUGUCAGAGAUGUAAGGGAGCUCAUGCUUGUUGUUGGGACCGCCAAGGAAAGUCACAGCACUAGUUGACGUGGUACUUCUGUACUUCCUUCUGGUAUAUUAUCUGCGAAGCCUUCGAACCUAAGGUUGCCAUUAUUUCGCACGUUUAAAUUUGAGCAACUACUCCUGUUUUAAAGGGGGUUCUGUUUUAUAGCUUUUGAACGCAAGAAAUUGUUUCUAAAAGGGGCUUUCUUCAUCUGCAUGCUGAUGAAAAUGAACUCAACGUUAUGUACUCUUUGAGGGCAAACCCGUGGUGGGGUUGUAGUCUGUACAAAAGAAAAACGAAAACCCGCUCAAACCGUAAAAGCGCAAUAGAUUUUGGUCAAAAUCGAAACCGAAGGACAUAUUACGGAAGACACAAUCACACCAUCCAGAAUUUAAUUGCGUGACCUACUAUGACAAUGAGCGACUUACAACAAAUUUAACUGUUGUGAAAGUGACCUCCCCGUCUGAUUACUGUGUUUAUAUGGGAAAAAUAAAAAAAUGGAAAAAAUAUUGCUUUAUGUUGGCUUCUUUACCGCAAAAGUAAAUUUAUUUUAGUUCUUUGCUACACGAUAAGGCAAGAUAAAGUAAAUACUUUCCCGACAAUCGGCAAAUUCAUUUCGAGAUCGGAUCUCGAUACGUUUACCAGUCCGGAAUAUCCCUAAAUUUAAGGACAGGGCGAACUAGUCACGCGUCACUGUUCAACCAAUGAGAAGGCGCGCUUGUGUUAAUCAAAACAUCAACGGAGUUAUCAAAAAUUUUUCCGACAAUGGCGGACGGAGGCGGACAGAUUUUAACAUAAGCUUACAGUACUCGUCUAGGUUUCAUAUUAUUUCAAAGAAAACAUGUGACGUAAGAGAAUAAGAGUAUUAUUCAUUGCAAGGAAUUUUGGGGGUGUUCGAAUAUUCCGGACCGAUCGCAGAGGUUGUGGCUUCACUGGACUGGCAUGGCUUGCAAGAUUUUUGAUACAAGCAAACCGUCCCCGUGUAAAAGUAGCCGUAGAGAGUCAGUGUAUGAAAAUUUUUUUUUGAGAUCGUACAAAACAGGAGUGGUACCACCUACAGCCAAGGACAAGAAUCAAAGAGGCCAGUCAUCAUAACAAGAAUAAAAAGUCGUUCAAAUUUAUUCAUUUUUCUUGUUUGUUUGUUUUUUUUGUGUGUGUUGUUUCGUGUUGACUUCACGCAUCUGGUGCUUUCUUUGCUUACUGUGGUACCUGCAAGGUUUUAAUUGUAACUCAGAUUUUCAGUGUUUAAUGAGUUGCGAAAUACAUCAUUUACAGUUAAAAUUUGCCUUCUUUCUUUGAUUUUUUUUAUCUGUGGGUGAGAAUUUGGAGAAUUCAACAGUAAUAAAUUUUUCCACAUUUGGUGAAUUUCAAAAACAAGGCGGUUAGUAUCUAUCUUGUGCUUAUGAUCUUUAAAUUCGGAAAAGUGAGCUGAGAUGUUGAACGUGAGUAUCCAUAAGACUAAACGUUUACGUUGUAAAUAAAAAAGCAGAGGCUCGUAUUAAUGGGCAAAAAAAGAGUAAUAACACGGCUCUGCCUAGCCUGCGAACCGCAGACGUAUUUCUGGUCGUCGGUUUUUCUCGGCGAGUGAAACUAGUAAUUGGAGCCGAAAAAAGCGAAUGCUCUCGCAGGCUAGGCUCUGCCAUGUCUGCGUGAAACCCGAAAGCGGAACACGUGUUUUGGACCUCGGAAUUCAAAAAUUGUCUACCAAAAUUCUAGGUUGUCUACCAUUCCCACAUUCAACAUGAUAAAAGUUAAUCGAAAUGACAAUCGAGGAAAAAUAUCUAGAACUUCGUCAAAAAUCCUCGACUACAAAAAAUAAUAGAUACUUGUUCACCUACCUUGCAAACCGACCAAAAUCUCGCCUACAUCGCGUUGUUUAAAAGAAGAAAUAAGCCACAAAAUGUGCUGAAUAUUUGACGAGGCACUCCCAAUAUGGCUUCCGAUACGCCACUUAAAAAAUUGCUACCCACUUAAAAAAUAGUGCACGCCUUAUGAAAAGUCUUCGAAAUAUGCUUGAGAGCCUCGAAACGGUGAUAAGUGCUUGUUUUUUCCAAAAGAAAGCACUUUCUUUCUUUCACGAAAGAAAGCGCCUUCUUUUCCAAAACUUGAUAUGCGAAUUCCCUUUAUCUUUGGUCGGUGUUCGCAUCUAUUGAAUGAGAAUGUCUCUGAAGCUAUCGUGUGGCGCUCUUUUCAAUGCCAUCCUCAAAAGAUGGUGGGAUGAGUAGCAUUCAGGAUGUUUCUCUUCACUUUAUGUUUAAGUUUAAACCGUUUCAUAAGUGUUUUCUCUCCCAAAAUGUGAAUGUAAAGCUCUCUCCGUUUAAUUGUCAUUGCAGUAAGCCUUUUGCAUUACUUGGUCACGUGAUCAACUUUCGGUAAACACGAAAACAGUUCGCUUUUAAAGCACGAGCUGAACUAGUAAUAAUUGCAAAUUACGGGAGCUGAGGUCACCUGAGGUGAGGUCUAAAUUUUCCAUUUAGUUUGUCUAGAAACGAGCGUGAAUUGAAAUUGAAUGUAACAGCUGUAAAUAGUAAACACCGAUCUUAUAUACACAACUAAAGAUCAAGUUUGCGGUGAACUUGCAUUAGGCACGAUUUGUAGCCCGCAGAACACCCGUUAUUUUUCCGAAUUUUUCAGCCGGGGGAGAGAAGGGAAGCGCUUGCCUUCUCCCGCAUGAAAAAUGCGAGAAAAAAUGGGCGUCGAUAAAACCCGGAACACGGAACAUUCCGGAACAUGCAAUAAAAAUAAUUUUCAUGAAAAAAUAUAUAAUAAUAAUAAUCAUAAAAUAAUUUUUGUAAAAACUAAUAAUAACAUAAAAUAACAAAAAACCGAAAAAGAAAGAAAAAAUAAAGAAAAAGAAACUCGUAUCAUCUCCGGGUACGAGAAAACAAUAUUUUGUCGCAAAUAAUUUGUGGGGCGAGGGUCCAUGCAAAUGACAAUAAUGAGUGAAGGUCUACUUCUAAAUUCAAAAUAUAUUCCAAUGGGUCGCGAAGAGGGGGAUUCACUUCAACCUUUCCACACUCAGCCACCCCAGCCUUGUGAUUGUUUGCCAUGCGGUUUAACGGUUAUCCAAUACGGCUUUGCGACCGUAAGCCGGUGAAGAGCUUAGGUGAAGAGCUUACUUUUAGUUUUUCAUGUUCCGGCAUGUUCCGGCAUGUUCCGGAAUGUUCCGUGUUCAGGGUUUUAUCAACGCCCGAGAAAAAUAACGCCUGUUCUCUAGGAUACACGAGCUAGAAUAUUUCAUUCGUAGUUUACCCUGAAAACGCUACGCAGAUGUAUUAAUUUUUAACAUGCAUUCAAUAUCGAGUUUGGGACACCUAUGAUGCAAAUCCCUUCGACUUCAUGCCAAAACCAAGAAUUUCAUAAUUUAAGUUAAACGCGAACUAAACACCCAUUGCGGCGAAAAUUAUUUUUAAACAGUUCAGCUAUGAAGUAAUCGGCAAUAAAGACAUGACUUCGGGCGUAAUUAUAAUCUUGAUUAUAGUUCUGAAUAUAUAACAGUUUUUGCUUUUCGGCUAAAGUAGCCAUUAUAAAAACUAAGAGUGCAACCAUUGCUUUUUUCUCUUCUCCUCCUUUCUUCUUCCUCCUCGUUCUUUCUUUUUCUCCUUUCCUUUUCCUUCGUUACUAUGAUUUUGGAUCUUAUCGGGCCCAAAAAACCUGCCUUUUGAGGCCUUUUCAAGCAUAUGACUGCAAAUUUCUUUAGGUUGGUUUUCAAAAAAUCGGCUAGAUAUAGAUAGGUCCUUUCCCCUAUAAUUCCCAGUAUCAGGACCAACUCCCUCCCUUCCACUCAGUACAUGUACCACCACUAGAUCCCUAGCGGAAUGGAUGGAUAAUAGGGAGCUUGAGAAAUCAAGACGACAGCGACAGCGUCAAAAAACAAUUGGUUUUUAUGAACAAAACAACAGCUCUGCACGUGCAUCACGUUUUUUAGUACAUUUUUUGACGUCCACUGCACGACUACGACCUAAAACCAUCUAAUGCGACUUUUUAUACUGGACGUAAACAUACGACGACGAAUUUUCCUUUCUCUUUUUGAACCUGCUGGAUAAAGUCCUUUAAGCAGUUCAACUCCGGUGAAAAUCACAUACAUUUGACAAUGUGGAAUGAUCCAAAUAGAUGCGAUAAAAUUUGAAAGAACGCAAAUUCGUUUUUUGGCGACGUGUUUACUGCCGUCGUCGUCGUCGUUGUUUUAGUUCAAUAAUAUUGUCUGCGCAUGCCCAAGAUAAACCAAUCACGGGAGUCUGCUCUUGUGUAUUUACAGGCGUCUCAAGCAUGGCCUACAGUGGUGAAGUCUUAAGGUACAACAGUUAUGGUGGGAAAUAUGAAGUUCCAAGGAAACUUGUAUCCUCCCUCGACGAACUUGAAAGCGGAGAUCAUAUCGCCUUUCAUCGGACUGGUGGUCGUUACUGGCAUCACGCUAUAGUAGAAGAUGUUAACAAAAGAAGAAGCGAAUUUUGUCUUAUCGAGUAUUCUAACGAUGCUUCAGGGUUUUUGAUGGAUAACUUCUGCUCUCCGAGGAAUCCAGGAAUAGCUAAGGUGGUGAGAAAAACUUAUCGAUUCAGCAAAGGUACCAUGGUAUACCUGAUGCUACACGAAUGUUGCCAUCCGGCUGAUACUGUCGUAGAGAAUGCGCGAAGUAAGAUUGGGGAAAAUAAGUACAGCCCUUUUACCAAUAACUGCGAACACUUUGCCAUGUGGUGUAAAACAGGAACAUCAUCUUCCGACCAAGUUAACAAGGCUGCUCAAAUGGUCGGUAAAGACAUCGGGCAAGAGGUUGCAGGCAGAGCAGCUCGAGCAACGGCAGAACACGUCGGACGAACUGUUUCAAAUGUUGUAACCCGUGCUGCAAACGAAAUUCCGAUUGCAUAUAAUCAUGUAACUGAAGGAAUUGUAGGAGCAGCUGCAAAUCUUCAGAAAGCUGGUGGUGAGUUACUCGCAAACAUGCCACCGCUGCGUCUUCCUUCAGGAGGUGAAAUGGCUGCAAAUCUUCCGACAAUGAAAAUUGGGAGCAGAAUUGUAGGAGCAGCUACAAAUCUUCAGAAAGCUGGUGGUGCGUUAUUCGCAAAAAUGCCACCGCUGCGUCUGCCCACAGGAGGUGGACUACCGCCACUUUUGUCCUCAGGAGCUGGAAGGGCUGCAAAACUUAUAUCCCGAGGUGGACAAGCGAUCACGAGAACUGGGAUUGGAGGAGUUCUUGCUGCAGGAGUACUUCCAGCGAUUGUUGAGGGUAUGUCAGUGAAUAAUGAUCUUAAAAAUCUACGAAGAGAUCGGGAUGAAGACAGAAUAGACGGAAAAGAAUAUGACAAAACUGUUACGAAACGAAUUGUGACUGGCGCAGGUUACAUAACGGGAGCUACUGCAGGAACCCUUAUCGGGCAAGCGCUCAUUCCUGUUCCAGUUGUGGGAGCCGCUGUAGGAGGCGUGGUUGGUGGCAUAGCAGGACGAUAUUUUGGAAAUAUUGGGGGAAGUCUAGCUUUCGACAAAAAAGAUGGUGAUGGUGCUAAUUAUGCAGAGAACAGUAAAGAGGACAGCGAAGAAGACCUUGGAGGUGGUGGCCAGUAUUACUGCGAUGGUGGUCCUGACUACGUCGAGGAGAGUGAUGAGGACAAUGAAGACGUCCUUGGAGAUGCUGGUUAUUACAGUCUCUGUGGUAGGGCUGAUUAUGCCGACAACGAUGACGUCGAAGACGAAGAGGACAACUUCCCUUAAAAAGAUGGUGGUGCUGACGACUACGUCGGGGAGAGUGACGAAGACGACGAAGAGGGCCUUGGAGGUGGUGGUUAUUACAGUCACUUUAGUAGGGCUGAUUAUGCCGACAGCAAUUACGUCGAAGACAACGAAGACGAAGAAGUGUUGCUUUUUACUACUGAUUCUGCCGAUGAUCAUGAGAGUGACAAAGACAGCGAAGACGACCUUGGUAAGUCGGCUGUGCAUGCAUCUUCCUGUGCGAAGAAAAGCGGUUGCACAAAACGGUUGGCGACACACA
Molecule: messenger RNA, 6175 nt
Organism: Porites evermanni
Lineage: Eukaryota; Metazoa; Cnidaria; Anthozoa; Scleractinia; Poritidae
Source: the annotation of a GenBank genome assembly